GAGCCAUUGGACCUUCGCACGACAUUGGGCAUCUGCUGAAUCAGAAGAGAAAUCUCUAGUGAACUAUCCUUCGUGCUCCGGGAUAAUUGUGGAACCUCCCCUGUCAACUCCCCAUCUUCCAAACGAUCGUGAAUGUAGAUCCUGGAGGGGUUCUCCGGAAUGCCGCCAGCGGAUCUGACUCCCAGUCUGACCAUCUCAGACAUCCAUUCCUUGAAGAGAGACCAGGCCCUGGAGAUUCUUGCCCAGAUUUCACGCGUCGAGAAGAAGACCUUCCCCGCUAACGAGGCAUUCAGUUUCGGUGAGGAACUCUGGCGCAAGAAGCCCAACACGAGGGUUCUGUAUGUGACCCGUGCACCAUCGGCUCCGGAUGAUGUCCGCCCAACCUUGCUGGCCUAUGCCGUCUACGUCCGCCAGAAGGGAAUAGCCCUACUGCACAAAGUUUGCGUGGGUGAAGCACAUCGCCGCCAGGGUGUCGCGAUGCGGCUCAUGAACUAUAUUCGAGCUCGUCUACAGAGCGAGGGGUGUCAGCAGAUCCAGCUAUGGGUCGACAAAGCCCGCUCGCCCGCUAGAUCUCUCUACGUCCGCAAUGGCUUCAAGGAGCGUGACGAGAUCCCGGACUAUUAUGCUCCAGGGCCUGUAGCGUGGGCCCUGCCUGAUCCCCCUACCCCUCCGCUUUACGCGGUGGAAAGGAGCCACAAGACUUCUCCUUGGUACUUUUUGUUCGAAACUAGGGUGGCUUUGCCUGUCAAAUACUCUCCCUUAAGCCUUCGGGAAAUACGAACGCUAUUGAGAGGGAGGGGUUGGGCCGGCUAUGCUCCUGUGUGGACUCCUGCAAGCCAUCCCUUGCAGGCGCGUGCAUUCGCAACGUGAUUGAACUCCCGCGCCGCGAACCAUCCAUCUCUAACCAUUCCCAUACUUCAGUGACGUCAAACAUAUCCAGGUAUGGCUCUGUAGAAGGGGCCACACGCUUCGCGCCUCUCCUGUGCCCAAUGGGCCCUUGGGCGCGGUGGCCCUGGGGCAUACUCUUUGCCCUAAGGGUAGGCUGUUUCCGCCACUUUUGCUCUUCCAGCUGCCACCUUCUAUCUUUGUCGU
Messenger RNA from Aspergillus neoniger CBS 115656, 1092 nucleotides. Its product is annotated as GNAT family N-acetyltransferase. The record is from RefSeq and is a predicted model, not a curated record. NCBI's taxonomy places the organism in Eukaryota, Fungi, Ascomycota, Eurotiomycetes, Eurotiales, Aspergillaceae. The coding region runs from base 160 to 870 and encodes 236 amino acids. The transcript is spliced from 3 exons. Gene Ontology annotation, molecular function: acyltransferase activity, transferring groups other than amino-acyl groups.